Messenger RNA from Perkinsus marinus ATCC 50983, 1934 nucleotides. RefSeq lists its product as hypothetical. The coding region runs from base 8 to 1930 and encodes 640 amino acids. The transcript is spliced from 17 exons. NCBI's taxonomy places the organism in Eukaryota, Perkinsozoa, Perkinsida, Perkinsidae. The record is from RefSeq and is a predicted model, not a curated record.
AUUAUAAAUGCCGUCCUCUUCAAAGGAAAAAUGGACUCUUCGAGCGGCGUCGGAGUUCUCAACGGAAGCAGCGUAUAAAGAGUAUCUGUUGAGUUUGACAAAACGAUUUGAGUGCACUGAGGAUGAUGACGAUGAAAUUAUGGAGAAGUGCAAAGGUGGUGUAUUGGAGUCAGCCUUUGACGACUGCGACGAUGAACUAACGAGAAGCAUUUUGAAUGAUUCCAGGCUGAUUGCCCAGUCGAAUCAAUUGCAACUCGUAUCAGACAUGCUGCGAAUAUGUCCGAUUUCCGCAGAAUCAGUAAAGCCAGGCGGAAUAUUGGCGUCGUCAGCUAUUGAGACAACAACGGCGAGUGGUCGUAGUAGCGAUUCGGAGAGUUCUACAGCUGAUAGUGAAAAUAAACUAGAAAAGGGUAUGAGUAUAGUAUUGGGAGAUAGGAUUCCGGGAGAGCUCGCAUCGUAUGGUGUCACCGCAAGAGGACACACAGCUGAUAAUGGCCGACCUGUUGCGGUUCCGUUAAGGCUUGGAGGGUUCGAAGAAACUGAAAGAAUGUCUGAAAAUGGCGUAUUGGAGCUGCGAAAUGAAGCCCUGCGGGAAAAGGGAGGGAUCCGAAUAAAAGCUGAACCAUUUUUCGAAGGGUUCACGGAAACCGUGUCGAUUCCGAGUGAUAUGCCAUUUUCGGAAAUGACCGCCGUCCCGGGUCUACCCGAAGUAGCGAAGACUGUGGCGAGGAGGAGCGUGAGAAUGCGAAAAAAGCUCUUAGAGCCAGCAGCGAAAGAAUACGUCCAAGCUUAUGGAGUGUGGUCGAAAAUAGCUGAAGCUCGGCAGAGGGAGCUUUUGGAGCUAUCGGGAGUUUUUGGGCAUAAACAAACUGAUCUGAUACGAGCAUUGGAUGCUACUGUUUAUAAUCGCGAGGAUAAGAAAACGUUCGAAACAAGAAUUAGAUCGCAACAUUACCUCCUCCUUGGCAACCAUGAGAGCUUUGGAGGUGGAUGUUCGAUUAUGAACGCCCGUUCUCGAGGAAGGCAUCAUCCAAGGAUGCCCGAGGCGCUCAAGGGGACGACCAGCUCGAGCGCUAAAACAGAGAUUUCCUCGUCGGACUACGACACGCCGCGAAAUGAAGGAGGAGGCAGACGGAAACGCUCGAGUCGGGGCGCAACAGCGAAGGAGUCUCCAGCUGUUGAGCAACAAAUAGAAGAGGAAGCAGUUGAUGAGGAAGCUGAAAAACGGGCGUCGAUUCCCGAUCUGGAGUUGUUCGAUUAUUCGCUGGUUGGCUCUAGUGUGGCAUUUAACGACACGAAUAGAAGAGUUGCAGAUCUAGCUGAAGCUAAUAAAGAAUAUUUUCUACAGCUAACUCAGCCAACAGAUGCAGAUGUCAAGAAAUUUCUCGAGAGAUUGGUAUCAUUCCCCAAAGACUUUAGACGUAUGGCAGCGGGAAGCGAUCGCCUUAGUACAGGACAGAUGAUCGAGAUCUACUUUAGAUAUAAAAAUCUGUUGGGAUGCAAGACUAUGUUGAGUGGAUCUUUGAGAAGCCAAACGUGCAAACACAUUGCUAGGAAGGAGAUCAAACGUACUAUGUAUUAUUUAUCAAAAGCUGCAGAUAAGGUCCCUCAUCUCUGUCCAAGAGCUCCUCCAGUGGGCGCGCAUGGGCGACCGAGUCGCUAUUAUACGCACGAAUUCCUGCGCUGUCUGGAACAGAACUCGCUGCGUUAUAAUCCGCAUAGGCGUCGUGCUAUUGUGAAUACGGAAGAUGAUAAUUCACUGAGAGGCAAGUUGGAGGAUAUCCUCGCAACAGCUGUGGCGUCGCAUUGUCUGGAAUGGGCGGAUCUGGAAGCAGUAGCACAGAGAAGAUACCGACCGUCGCCGUUUAAAGGGGGUGAGCAUCUGCCACAGAUGAGUUCAUCAACAACCCCUAGUGGCAAUCCGGUUUAGUAGC